This is a messenger RNA of Solenopsis invicta (red fire ant), 4125 nucleotides long. RefSeq names its product monocarboxylate transporter 9-like. Gene Ontology annotation, molecular function: monocarboxylic acid transmembrane transporter activity. Bases 1966 to 3393 code for a protein of 475 amino acids. The transcript is spliced from 7 exons. The record is from RefSeq and is a predicted model, not a curated record. Gene Ontology annotation, biological process: monocarboxylic acid transport; transmembrane transport. Lineage: Eukaryota; Metazoa; Arthropoda; Insecta; Hymenoptera; Formicidae.
ACACGCAUGCACGCACACGCACACGCACGCACACACAAACAGACACAUAUUACAUGUUUGUGCAAUAUAUACAUAUAUUGCAUUGAUAAAAUCUUUUUUUUUUUAAGUAUUAAAAUAACUUUAAUAAAUCAUCAAAACUAUGUUGACAGAAUAUAACAAUACUAUGUAUUUGGAUCACAAUAAUUUUAUUAAAGAACUAAAAAUAAAAUAAGAUAAUUGUGAUAGUCCAAAUCAAAUAUUUUCAAAUCUGCAUCUGGUAAAAAAUUUGUAUUGGACCGUACAACUUUUUACUUGCUGUAAUAAAAUUAUUCCUUCCACGUAUAUCACAUUAAAACAAGGUGCUUCAUUAAAACGCGACUGAAUCGCAUUUAAUUUAGCACAAAUGUGAUAGCAUAGGUCAUUACUUGUGUCAUUGCACUUACGUGAGAUAAUGAGGCGCGUUUAUUAAAUUGCAUUAAAUGCAUAAAAGCGACUCUGAAUUUAAUUCCCCGCCACUGCACACGCGCGUCUGUUCAACCUCGAAUAAAAACAUUACGAGAGAUCGCAUAUGGUCUCGAAGUAACGGAGCCGGUUUUGUUGCGCUUCCUCCUCUUCGGCCAGUCUCGGAUCGUCCGCAGUUGGUGUCAGAGCAUAUCUUCUCUGGCUUUACAUGUCAAACAUUUAUGUCAGAGCAUUUCUUAAACAGUUUUGUUCGACAGUUAAAUGACUUUUCGUAAUUGAUAUCUGUGAGUGUUACGUUGAUAUUAUUGAAAUGUGACAUUAUAUUGCGGCAUUGAAAAAUUUUCCGUACUUAAUAUAUAAUAAUGUAUUCCGAUAACUGCUUGACAACGCAGAGACUUGAUUUAAACAUCUUUGCUUAAUUGCGAAAUAAACAGUUCACGCGCAAGAAGAAGGGAAAACGACUGAUUGUGAGUCAUUAAUACAGAUAAAGAAGCUGAGGCGCUGGUGAAGAGUAAACAGAAGAACAUGUAACUGCAAAUAACUAUUCCUGUACUGCUUAAAUAACUAACUGAUUGAGUUAUCGUUAGUUUUUGCCACUUUAUUUUAAUCUUUAAGAAUCUUUAACUUUAAAAUAACAAAGUUUCUCGCUCAUAUAAUAAUAACUAAUAUAAAUUCUAAAGGGCCAGAAACGAGCAAUGUCAGAUAUUAUUUUACAAAAAUGUAUAAUUUAUUGUAGUGGGACUUUAAUUUUAAUUCCAUCAAUGUAAAUUAUCUUUGAUUUCGGUUUAACUUUUUAUCUUCUUUUUUUUAGUUCUAAGAAUUAAAAAUAGAUAAAAAGUAAGUUAAUCUGUAAUUAAUCUAUAUUGAUGAAAAUGGACAUAAGAGACACAAACGAUUCGAAAUGAGAUCAAUCUUGUUGCCAAGUAGAAUAAAUUUUCAAAAAAUGUUAAGACUUAUCCAAAAAAGUUUUAUCAAUAAAAAAUGUUAUUAGUACAACGUUCACAAUUUUAAUAUCUUAUCAAAGUCAUUAUUCUAUUUUCUAUUUUUCACUAUAAAUAUAAUUAAGGAUAAUGGAGAGUCAAUUGAUGAAGGUCGUUUUUAUUAUUAAGCAUUACCAUUUUAUUAGUCAAGAUAGUUUGAAGAAAGAAAGAGAAAGACAGACACAUACGUCGCAAUUAUUACAUACGAUAAAAAGUGUAGAUGUGAAUGUGUAAACGCAGCUGCUUCUAAUAAAAGAAAAUGUGUGAUUCAUACAUAUACAUAAAUAAUAUGCAAAUAUAUAAUAUGCAUAGGAGCUGAAUCGAAAUGAGAGGGGCUUUAUCCACUGCGCGUAUCUUAUCACUUGUCCGAUUUAAGUUUGAGAUUGUAUGUCGUCCGAACGAUUACGUUUACAGUCUGCCGAUGAUACGAACACUGGAUACAACUGAAAAUCUCUAGGAAGGUAUAUUCUGAUGAAACAAUUGCAAAGAAAAUAAUUGAUACAAUUGACAGAAUGGCACGUAGUGCAAUAGAUCGAGGCUGGGCAUGGGCAAUUGUCGUCGGCGUGACUGUUAUCAACCCGUGCUUCCCGUCCAACAGUGUUUUGGCCUUAUCUUUACGGAACGUUUCACAAGUCUCGGCAUUACCGCGACGCAAACGAGUCUAAUUCUCCAUCUUAAUGGGACAAUAACAUGUAGUCUCGGCCUGAUAAGUGGUCCAAUGAUGAAGAGAUUCGCCUUUCGUCAAGUCGCAUAUUUCGGCUGUCUGACAAUUGUCCUCGGAAUCAGCGCCACUGCUUUCGCCGUGUCUCUACCGAUGCUUAUUAUCACUUAUUGCGUUAUCAUUGGAAUUGGACAAGGAAUUAUUUAUCCAGCGACAACAUUAGCACUAAACACAUAUUUCCGCAAGAAACGCAACGUAGCUAUGGGUUUUUCAGUUACAUUGACCGGUCUGGGCCCAAUCUUAAUGCCCCUUUUGAUAGAUGUACUUCUCGAGAAUUUUGCCACGACAGGCACUCUUCUGAUUCUUGCUGGAAUCGCCUUGCAUUCUCUCGUUGGUGCAUCUCUGUUAAGACCGUUUGAAAAGGAGAAAGAGAUUGUUCUGGUAGACAAAACUACCGAUAUAUCGAAAGAGGAAAAUUCAUGUGCCGAUAAUCGUGAUAAUGAAGCAAAUGUAGAAAAUAAUGCCGUUCGAAGCCGGUUAUCAAGUGAAGAAAUCGCUGAAGACGAAAGACAACUGAACCAUCAUCGUCCAGAGAAUAAAGAAACAAUAGUGAAAGAAAGUAGACAAACUUCGUACCUUAGAAAAAUUAUUGCUAACAUGGAUCUCGAUCUUCUUCGUGAUAAUCGUUAUGUAGCGAUAGUACUAGGUAUGAGUGUAUCGUUGGUGGCCGAAACGAAUUUCAACGCAACGAUACCUUUCGUCCUGGUCGAAUUGGCGAACCUUGAAAGAACAUCGGUAGCUACAGUGAUGUCGAUUCAAGCAGCUGCGGACAUUACAGGACGUCUUUGCGUGCCGUUGUUGGCGCAAAAAACCGGCUGGACCUGCAGAAAUCUUUAUGUGAUAUCCCUGUUAGGAUCAAUCCUCGGAAGGACUAUUCUAUCGACGUGGGGUGAUACCUAUGUCAUCGUGAUUGGAGUAGCUCUCAUUGUUGGACUGGCAAAGGGAACCAAAGCUGUCUUCCAAGCUCUAAUCAUUCCCGAUUACGUACCAUUGGGGAGGUUGCCAGCUGCAUCCGGCAUUCUGAUGGUUUGUAAUGGCAUCCUGUCUAUCAGCGUGGGACCAAUUAUCGGUUUGGUGCACGAUGCAACAAAUAGUUACGUGGGUGCACUUUAUUUCACAUCCUUUCUCAGCUUAUCCUGCGUCUUCCUGUGGUCGAUAAGUGGAUUAUGGACUCCCGGUAGAAACACUCUAAAAUUGAAUCAACAAAAUUCGUCAGAAGAGCAAGAAAAUACUCGUGAAAAUAUUGAUUAAUUUACGGUUAAAUAUUUCCAAGUUAUGACUGAAACUUCGGCAAAAAUGGAAUAUUUCGAUAUGUUGUAAAAUAUAUACUUUUGUACUGAGAAUUUAAUGUGAUGAUUCUAUGAAAUAAUUCUAUGAAAUAAUUCUGCGAUAAUAUGUAGAAUUAUCAGAAGAAAAUCUCCAACACUAAACUAGGUCUUCUAAACAAAAGCCCCUUAUUCUUCAAAAAUUAAAUAUUGUAUUUUAUUAAUAUACUGAUAAUGAUGUGACUUUCUUAAAUAAUUGAAGAAGUAAAAACUCAUAGUUUAUACAUUUAUGUCAUAUAUUACGUCAAAUCAUAAAAAUAAAUAUAUGACAUUAAUUACUUUGAUUUUAUAAAAUUAUUAAUAGAUAUAUUUAAUAUUCAAUAUAUAACAUUCUAUUAAAGUCUCUGAUGUAGCUAAUAAUUUUAUAAAAUUGACUUUAAAUGUUUUCACUCAUAUAUAUAAUUUUAAACUAUUAUUUGAUUACUUUUACUUACAUAAGAUAGAAUAAAAUAGACGCUACUAAAAAAUGUAAUAGAUGAUUCUACCUUAUUUUAUUUUAAGCAUCCUGAAAACUAAACAUAGACAAUCAAAAGUUGCCCAAACGGUGUCCAAUUUCUUAUUGAUAAUAGCAAUGAGUAUUGAAUUGAAUUAAAAAUAUAAAGUUUAAAAUAUUUUUAUAUAUUUAAAAUAUAAAAUGUUAAUAAAAUUUAUAACUGUA